AUGCGUAUACAUCGCCGCGAGGCUGAGACAUCUGGCCACAAGCCCAAGGCCAGCAUCAUUCUGCAGCCCUGGAGGCAUCCAGAGGCUGAAAAGAAAAUCCCAACUAAGACGCAUGCCGCGUCCGAUCAGGUGGAAAAGAUGGCCGAAUCAUUGCCACUGGAUAAAUAUCUCAGAGCGCGGUGCCGUUAUAAAAGAGAUGACUGUCAAUGGGAUUCUGAUAGGUUGCCUUCUCUCUUGUGA
Messenger RNA from Aspergillus niger, 240 nucleotides. RefSeq lists its product as hypothetical. The transcript has 2 exons. The coding region runs from base 1 to 240 and encodes 79 amino acids. The record is from RefSeq and is a predicted model, not a curated record. Lineage: Eukaryota; Fungi; Ascomycota; Eurotiomycetes; Eurotiales; Aspergillaceae.